This is a messenger RNA of Dictyostelium purpureum, 828 nucleotides long. RefSeq lists its product as uncharacterized. The transcript has a single exon. The annotation marks the transcript as partial. The record is from RefSeq and is a predicted model, not a curated record. Lineage: Eukaryota; Evosea; Eumycetozoa; Dictyosteliales; Dictyosteliaceae.
CAAGAAUGGAACAACCAAUCUUAUCAAAAUAUUUACAAAAAUAUAUAGUUGAUAUUAUAGUAUCAAAUGUAAAUAAAGAAAACAAACAAUUAUCAGAUAUAGGUGAAUCUGUCUAUCAAUUACAAAAUGAUUUUAAAGAUUUAGAGAAAGUUUGUUGGUAUUGGUUUGAAUUGGUUAGUAAUGGAUUAAAUACUAUAUCAUAUGAACAAUUAAAUAAUAAAGAGAAUAGUGGUAAUGAAGAUAGUAAAUAUUCAAUCAUUAAAAAAGAAAAUAUCAAAUACCUUUAUUUAAAAAGAGAUUUAUUAUGUAAAAAGAUUGAUGAAGAUGAAGAUGAAGAUGAUGGUGAUAAUGAUGAAGAAGGUAACGAAGAUCCUUUUUUAAAAUCAGUGAUAUUGGGAAUUAAAAAUUCAAUUUCAAAAUAUCCAAAUUUAAAAAGAAUAAUUAUAAACACAAAAACAAAUCAUUUUUAUAAAAUUUUAAAUGGUUUAAAAAAAGGAAACUUUGAUAAUAUUGGAUCACAAACAAUAUCAAAAAUAACAACAGAAACAGAAACUAAAACACAACCACCAUCACCAAAACAAAUUAAAAUUUCAACUCCUAUUUUUGAUUAUUCAAAAAUAGUUUUAUUAAAUAGUAAUAUAAUUGUUGAUAAAGUUAUUUCUUUAAAUGUUUUUCUUGAAACACCUCAAGCUGGGGAAGCUCAAUCGGUAAAAUUAUUACCAUUUUUACAAAAUUUGAAACAAGUAAAAUAUUUUUUUUCUUAUGGUAAAUUAUUUCAAUUAUUAUUAAAGCAAAUUUAUAAUAAUCCAACUACAAAUAAACAAGAAG